CGUCAGUCGAUUGGCAACGUUCGGGCUAUAAGCGCGGCAGCGAGGUCCGUAUUUGGCUUCAAUUGGAGGCGCGUCAAUAAUGCCCCCCAGCGUCGCAUAGGCAACUGGGUUCACUGUCAUUGUCAUACAGGCGCAUAAAUAAAUAGCCGAGUGUACGGCGGCAUCUAUUCAAUUGCAGCUAGUGAGAAAUCAGUCGUAAUUCCUCAUUGCUGGCAGCCAUGGAGAAGUCAUUUGACAUCACACCCUGGAAAUAUGCGCUCUUCACAACAUGCAUUUUGAUAUCGGGCUUUAAUAUCUUAUUCUUCUCCUGUGGCGUUGUCACCUGGGGCUCCGCCGCGUCCGUCUACGGCGGCUAUUCAGCUGCUCUUUGUGGCGCUUUAAUCUUUGCUGUCUCUUUUCUGGGCAUUUAUGUGGCGCUGAAAGAGUCGUAUAGGUUUUCCAACUAUUAUAUUUUGGUUACCAUUUUUACUAUCGUUGUGCUGACCACGUAUUUCUUCAUCUUCUCGAGCAUGAAGAGCCAGCUGCUGCUGAACUUUGAUGAGCGCAUCAAGCGACUCUUUGGAGAGAAAUCCACGCAUAAUGAUACAAUGCAGCCCAUACACAGCCUGUUCCGCUGCUGCGGUCUAGAUGGACCACAGGACUAUCUGGGCAAAGAGGACGGCGGCGCAUUGCCGGCCAGCUGCUGCCAUGGCUUCGAUUGCACCGUUACCUCGCACAUGUUUGAGGAGGGCUGUGUGAUCAAAGCCGCCCAAAGCCUGCAAUUCCAGGCUGAGCUCAAUUAUUAUGCAGCCAUUGUGAUCUUGGCAUUGGAGUUUUUAAGUCUUCUCUUUGCCUAUUUCAUGGGCAAGGCCCGUAAGCUAAUGAAAAUCAAGGACGACGAGGCACCCAUUAAUGAGGAUUAAACAUAUGAUUUGGCCUGCUUUUAGUGAAAUUUAACUAGUUGUAAUACGAGCGAUCUAUGGCUAUGCCAAAAUUAAUUAAUUAAAUAAAUAAUAU
Molecule: messenger RNA, 996 nt
Organism: Drosophila navojoa
Lineage: Eukaryota; Metazoa; Arthropoda; Insecta; Diptera; Drosophilidae
Gene: Tsp42Ej
Product: Tetraspanin 42Ej
Cellular component (GO): plasma membrane
Source: RefSeq, a predicted model, not a curated record